Molecule: messenger RNA, 1167 nt
Organism: Cryptomeria japonica (Japanese cedar)
Lineage: Eukaryota; Viridiplantae; Streptophyta; Pinopsida; Cupressales; Cupressaceae
Product: stress response protein NST1-like
Exons: 4
Coding region: 1-1167 (388 amino acids)
Source: RefSeq, a predicted model, not a curated record
AUGGGGGAAGGUUCAAUGAGUUACAUAGAGAUUUCACACAAGCAUGCAGAAUCUAAAGAAGCCCUUGGUGAACUAAAGGUCAAGUACAUAGCUUCAUUGGCUAAGACAAAACAGUUGUCUAAGCAGUUUUAUGAACUCGGUGAAAAUAAUUCAUCUAAGGAAGCAAACAUUGAUGGCUUGUCUAAUGAGAUACAUGUUGAAUUGGCCACACCAGUAAUAGACAAAAAGGCCAGGAAAGAGGUUGAGGAAUUUUAUAUUGCACAAGACUAUUCAAAGGAGAUGAUUGAUGAGGCUAGAACCAGAUUUGAAGAAAAGAAGGCAGGAACCUCUAGUGCACCCACCAGUAGACAAACUCGAAGUGAAAAUGUCAAGAAGGAGAAUUCCCCUCCUCCUCCAAAGAUACAAAUUAGAAUAAAAGCAAAAAAAGAUGAGCCUCAAGCACCUAAAGCUACAAGGAAAAGGAAGAAAGAACAAGCACAAAAGUCUGUACAAGCUAAGACUGAGGAGGUUUUGAAAAAAAAAUUAGGACUUGAACAAGAGGAACUGGAGAAGAUAGAUUCUUCUAAGGAAGAAGAACUCUCUGAAGCACUGGAGAAUGAACAAUUUGAUGUUGUACACAUCACUGAGCCACUGAAGAAAGAUGAAGAAACACAGAAAGAUACUCAAGAGAGUGUGCAAAUAGAUGUUGAGAAAACUAAAAAGUCACCGAAGAAGGAAGAAGAUAAGCAAAAAGAAGAAGCACAUGAGAAGAAAGUGACCUACCAGUCACUUAAUUCAAAUAAAAUUAUUGAUGAUAUAAUGGAAAUCCAAGGACCAAUAAAUAUGGAUAUAUUGAUUUCAACAGAACUGAUGGAGAUUGCAUCUACAAUGCAAUCCAAGGCCAAGAAGAAGAUAAUGAGAACUCAAAUGAGAGAAGCUCAAACAAUAAAUAAUGUAGUUGAUAUAUUUUCUAGUAUGUUACUGGAGACUGACACUAAUAGUCUCACAACUCCCAUUGAAAAACUGGACCACUUGGUCACAUCUACAAGAGAGCAAAUGAAAAGUCUUGGAGAGGCUGCUCUACAUAAUAUAGAGAAAGAAUAUGAAAAGAAAAGAAAUGAGACAUUGAUCAAGGAAAUUGACAAAGACAAAGAAGGUCUUACUGUGAAUAUGGACCAAAUCAAAUAA